AUGGUUGCCUUCUCCUUCACACUUCAGGCCACGGCCGCCGCUCUUGGUCUCUCGUCCGUCAUCGUGGCACUACCCACGAUUUCCAGGGCCGCCGCGAGCGAUACCAUCACCGCCAACAACUGGGGCCGAGAAUGGGAAUUCAACUUCGAUCCCAAGGCCGCGAUCCGACGCGCAGGUAUGCCCAAAGGCAGAGUCAAGACCAUUGAGAUCCCGCUCAACGACGACCACCACCACACCGCGCCAAGCGAGGAGAUGAUCACGGCACCGCCAUUGAAGGCGGCGAGAUCCGUCAACACUUCAGCUCUGUACGCACGCUCGGUCAACGGCGUCCGCAACUUCGACAUUGUUCAUCCGUACGACCGCAUUGGCCGCGUGGAAUGGGGCAACGGCGUGUACUGUACCGGGUCACUGGUGGGAUCUAACCUUGUCUUGACAGCGCGGCACUGCAUCCCCGACAACAUGGAUCCAGUCUCGUUUGUCCCCUUUGCUGAAACUGAGAUUGAUUCCUCAGUUGCAUAUUGGUCAACCUCCUACGCCCUGCCCAAGGCCACCAACAACACAAACUGCGAAAACGUCGACGACUGGGCCAUCAUCCGCCUGGCCGACCGCAUCGGCGACGCGCUGGGCUUCUUCGGCGCCAGCCCUGUAGACCCGCGCCUGCGCGACGACCCCCGGCUCGCGGUCUGCGGGUACCCGGGCAGCAUCGACGGCGGGCGCAACCUGUACUGCCACCGCGGGGUGAGCUUCCACAAGUACGACGCGCGGUGCGAGCGACCGGGUUUGACGGUGACGGGGCCGGAGCAGAGACCUGGUUUGCAUGCGGAUGCGGCGCUCGCGGGAGGGGAGUCUGGCUCGGCGCUGUGGUUUCAGCAGGCUCGGGGUGGUGGUGGUGGUGGUGGUGAGGCAGAGGAGGAUGAGGAUGAGGGUUUGGCGGAGUAUGUUAUGGGUGUAGCGUCGGUGGUUUAUGGUGUUGGUCAGGGUGAGGAGAAGGAGACGGUGAGUAUCUUUGCUGGGAGCUUGGGGAUGGUUAAUGCUAUUAUUGGGGAGCGCGAAAGGGAUGAUUAG
This is a messenger RNA of Microdochium trichocladiopsis, 1065 nucleotides long. RefSeq names its product trypsin-like cysteine/serine peptidase domain-containing protein. Gene Ontology annotation, biological process: proteolysis. Bases 1 to 1065 code for a protein of 354 amino acids. The record is from RefSeq and is a predicted model, not a curated record. Gene Ontology annotation, molecular function: serine-type peptidase activity. NCBI's taxonomy places the organism in Eukaryota, Fungi, Ascomycota, Sordariomycetes, Xylariales, Microdochiaceae. The transcript is spliced from 2 exons.